Molecule: messenger RNA, 2670 nt
Organism: Rana temporaria (common frog)
Lineage: Eukaryota; Metazoa; Chordata; Amphibia; Anura; Ranidae
Gene: SCML4
Product: Scm polycomb group protein like 4
Exons: 11
Coding region: 746-2185 (479 amino acids)
Molecular function (GO): protein binding
Source: RefSeq, a predicted model, not a curated record
ACACACACUUACACACACACACACACACACACACCGAGCACGCUGACACUUUUCUAUAGUGACAUGGUUGUGUGGCUGAGGAGCUGAGAGGAAAGGACAGUACACACACACACACACACACACACACAGGCCUCAUUUUGUGCAUGUGAAAUGUGUGUGUUCUGUAAAAGCUAGUGGUUGGCUGCUUUUCCGGACAUGAUGUGGUUGAAUCUGUCAUCGUAAUGGAAAUUCAUUGCUGUAGCUAUGGUAAAUCGAGUUUUCUGCCUGUGCUGAAUGCAUUAGUCUAAUGAGAUGUUUGCAGCUGGAGAGCUGAGCUGCUGGAGACUUCCAGCCUGAGAGCAGACGGGGAGAAGAUGGCUUGUGCGGGGGGCUGUGUGCAUGGGCUGCCGAUCAUCUGUCCUUCCAGUCAUAACAUCAGCUCUAUGUAGAGCCUCUGACAACUGGGCUGCCAAAUAUAUCCACCCCACCAAGAAUCCUCCAUUGAAGCUUUACCUGUGGCCGAUUCCAAAAAUCUUUUGAGGUUUCUUUAUCCGUUAUCUGUGGCACUGUCUUAUGUCUCCUUCGGCACACAUGACCCAUCAAAUCACCAUAAGAGGAUUGAUUCUGAAAUAGUUGCUGCACCUAUAGCCCGUCGGAUAAUCAACGGCAUCGUGUUGAAAUAUCGCUUUUUAGUGACUUCUAUAUUACUACGAGCCAUUUUUACUUAACAGUAAAAGAAGAUUAUCUCUUUUGCAAAACAAAUUACAUGGUAUUCAAAGAUAUCGAUCUUCUCCAAGAUCCAUUGGGUCUUGUUUGUUGCAUGAAUAUUUCUUUAAUUGCUGUGAAAGAUCAAAGUUUGGGGAUGCAAUCUCCUAGAAUUCCUGGCAGAAAACGAGGGAGGCCCCCACUCCACUCCAGUCCUCUGAAAAUGACAGUCCAUAAUAUCUAUUCUGGCUCAGCUGGAUCCAUCCCACCUGUUAAAAUUCCAAAGAAGAGAGGAAGGAAACCUGGUUUUAAGUAUGUAAAGGCUCCUGUGCCACUGUUCAACUUACCAGAUGAAAGGGCCAUAGCCAAACCGAAACGUUGUUACUCACUGAAUGCCCUCACAAUAAAUCUUCAAGCACUGAAUCUUCAGAGUCUGAAAUCUCGUGUUGUAAUGACACCAUUAGCAAUUUCACCACCACGCAGUACCCCAGAGCCAGAUAUCAGCUCCAUUCCUCAGGAUGCAGCAACUGUGCCCAAUUCCACUAUCCCACAGGCACUCACAGUUUGCAUUUAUGUAAACAAGCAAGGUAACACAGGACCUUACCUUGACAGAAAAAAGGUCCAGCAACUGCCUGAUCACUUUGGACCGGAGCGCCCUUCCAUGGUAUUGCAGCAAGCAGUUCAAGCCUGCAUUGACUGUGCUCACCAGCAGAAAAGUGUAUUCUCCCUUGUUAAGCAGGGUUAUGGAGGAGAAAUGGUUUCAGUGUCUGCUUCAUUUGAGGGAAAGCAGCAUCUCCUCAGCCUGCCUGUGGUGAACAGCAUAGGGUAUGUCCUGCGCUUCCUAAAAAAGCUCUGCCGCAGCCUGAUCUGUGACAAUCUGUUCAGCAACCAGCCCUUUGUACAAUACAGCUCCACUUCAGACAACCCCAAGGAAUAUGAUACUGGCAGGAUGGAGACAGCAGAAACUGUCAUACCAGAAGAUUACCUGGUAGAUCCAGUGAAUACAAAGCGAUACAGCGUUGAUCCUUCUGACUCCGCCUUCAACUAUAUGAGUUCCCUCUACCCUGGAAGACAGAGCAAUGGAGAAGGACGUCUAAGUGGUGGAGGAAGCUCUUCAUGCAAUCACCGGUCAAGUCAGGUGUCUUCAGGAGGGCAAGCAUCAACAGGCUUAAGACGCCAAACAUCAAGUCCUACUAGAAGUGGAAGCUACCUUGAGGGAAACAGAAGUGCCUCAAGUCCCUCCCCUGAGAACCAGGAGACCAUACGGCCAUCUAGUAAAGAUCCCUCCAGCUGGACUGUGGAAGAUGUUGUCUGGUUUGUGAAGGAUGCUGAUCCACAGGCAUUGGGCCCACAUGUUGACCUCUUUAGAAAACAUGAGAUUGAUGGCAAUGCCCUGUUGUUGCUGAGGAGUGACAUGGUUAUGAAGUACUUAGGACUAAAACUGGGGCCUGCUCUGAAGCUUUGCUACCAUAUUGAUAAGUUGAAGACAACAAAGUUCUGAAGUUAAGACAAUUAAACAGGACUUUAACACACAAGAGCGGUAACAUGUUGCCUUAUCCAAAGGCCAUUCUGACACCUCUUUUUAUUUUUUCAUAGGCUUGUGUUUUACAAAUGGUUGUGUAAUUUUCAUAUUGGCCUAUCUUUAUUACUGAAAAAGGUAUUCAGUUUACAUGGUGGAUAUUACAGUAGAUGGCUGUUGUUAAACAUUGGAAAAAACAAGCAUGUGAUCACAAACAAUGAUGCUGCACUAUUUAUAUAGCAGGUGCUGUGAGAUUACACCUAGAUGCAACAUCCAAUCAAGAAUUGCCAUAUGAACUCAAUUUUUUGAAAGCUGGAGGUAUCACUUUGAUAUUAAAGAAUAACACCUUUUGGGUACACAAACUUGGCUGCUAUACAGAUAAUUUUUAUAUAGAAAACUUGCAUCAUGAAUGCUUGUUAGCUUGUCUGUAUCUUGCAUUUAAACCCAGUAAAUAUGUUAACCAACAA